AUGUACUCAAAGUUGGCAUUUAUCGCUUUAUUGGUGGGAGCAGCAAAAGCCAGCGGUGGCUUCUCCAGCUUCUCUUACGACGUUUCGGAUCCGAACACCGGAGACAUCAAGGACCAGCAUGAAAAACGAGUCGAUGGCAACGUUGUCGGCCAGUACUCACUUCUCGAGGCUGACGGUACUAAGCGCGUGGUCGAAUACUCUGCUGAUGAAGCCGGAUUCAAAGCUGUAGUGCACAAUGAGCCUGCAAAUGGGAUGGCAGGUUCUCAUGGUCAUGGCAGUGCCUCUCUUAGCCGUGCCAGUGCAACAUUCGGUCAUUCUCACCAGAAUGUAGCAGCAGCCUCCGGGUAUGGUUCACGUGCAACAGGAAUUGCAUCUAACGCUCAUGGAUCGUUCUUGGGCGCUGGUUCCCCGUUUAACCACAAUGCCAACUCUCAUUCCUACGCUGGUGUUGGUGGACUAGCGCACCGUGGCUCUGGGGUCUACGGCGGAUUCGGAAAUGGUCAUUCGUCUCAACUUAACGGUCGUGGUCACGGAACCGGAUUUGGAUCUAGCCAUGGGGCACAUGGAAACGGACUUGGAUCUAGCCUGGGCCAUGGCUCUCAGGGUGCUCCUACAGUUUCUUCUUACUCUCACUCAAUCCAUCACAACGGUCCUGAUGCGCGCCCAUACGCCGGUGCUCAUGGUGGAUCCAAUUUCGCCAGAGCGGGUCUCGCUCAUGGUAACGGUUGGUCUGCUAAUGCUGGACACAGUAACGUAGCCGUGAGCACUGCCGGAUGGUCUGCUAAAAGCGGUCUGGGCGGCAGUGGUUGGUCUGGCGCUGGCUUCCCUGGAAGCACUGGUUGGUCUAGCAACGCUGGCUUCUCUGGAAGCACUGGUUGGCCUGGCAACACUGGUUUCAGCGGCAACUCUGGAUGGUCUAAUGCUGGCAGUGGUGGACAUGCCGCCAAAAUCGGCUGGUAA
Molecule: messenger RNA, 960 nt
Organism: Bombyx mandarina (wild silkworm)
Lineage: Eukaryota; Metazoa; Arthropoda; Insecta; Lepidoptera; Bombycidae
Gene: CPR60
Product: cuticular protein RR-2 motif 60
Cellular component (GO): extracellular matrix
Source: RefSeq, a predicted model, not a curated record